Messenger RNA from Emiliania huxleyi CCMP1516, 642 nucleotides. RefSeq lists its product as hypothetical. Lineage: Eukaryota; Haptophyta; Isochrysidales; Noelaerhabdaceae. The coding region runs from base 1 to 642 and encodes 213 amino acids. The record is from RefSeq and is a predicted model, not a curated record. Gene Ontology annotation, biological process: protein dephosphorylation. The transcript is spliced from 3 exons. Gene Ontology annotation, cellular component: cytoplasm. Gene Ontology annotation, molecular function: protein tyrosine/serine/threonine phosphatase activity.
AUGCAAACCACGCCACCUACCCGCGCCCACGGCCGCCUCCUGCUCGCCCCCUUCCUCAACGCAAAGAGCUUGCCGUGGCUCCGCCGCAACUCCGUGACGCACAUUGUCAACGCCACUCCCGACGCGCCGUGCCUCUUUGCGCGCGAGUUUCGCUACCUUCGCGUACCUGUGGAGGACCGCGACGGCGCCGACCUCUCGUCGCACUUUGCUCGCUGCCACGCCUACGCAUCGAGCCGCUCGGCGGCGCUGCUCGUCGCAUUCCUGCUCCGCGAGGAGGGGCUGGGUGUCGCCCAGGCGCUCGACUACGUGCGCUCUCUCCGAGCGUCGGCGGCGCCCCGCGUCAGCUUUUUGAGGCAGCUCCGCGAGUACGCGGCCGGGAUCGCCGAGGCAGCGGCGGCGGGCGCGGAGGCUCGCGGUGCGCUCGCCGAGCUCGAUCGCUGGCUGGGCUCCGCGCCUCCGCCGCUCGAGCUCGCGCUCGUUCCCGCCGAGCUCGUCGCGGCGGUUGCGGGCGAGGGCGCGGCACUCGCCGUCUGCGAGGGGCGGCUCGCGGUGAGCGUGGCGGCGCUGGGGGCGCUCUGGCGCGGCGCGAGCGAGGCGUGGCGCGCAGAGCGCAGGCGCGGGCACGAGCGUCACGUCCGCUAG